This is a messenger RNA of Telopea speciosissima, 3575 nucleotides long. Its product is annotated as E3 ubiquitin-protein ligase BRE1-like 1. The record is from RefSeq and is a predicted model, not a curated record. Gene Ontology annotation, molecular function: metal ion binding; ubiquitin protein ligase activity. Lineage: Eukaryota; Viridiplantae; Streptophyta; Magnoliopsida; Proteales; Proteaceae. The transcript has 19 exons. The coding region runs from base 408 to 3038 and encodes 876 amino acids. Gene Ontology annotation, cellular component: HULC complex; nucleus.
GAGCUGUAGAAAAAGACUGCAUGCGAGAGAGAGAGAGAGAGAAAAGAGGGAGAGAGGGGCCGUUCCUCUAUCUUGCGAUUCUGCUCCGACCAGUAGAAUAGAACUUGUUAUUGCUUAAUCGUUCUACCAACUUCAAUUUACAUGAUCAAGGUUUUCGGUUUACCAGAAACCAUUAUCUGCUUCGAAAUAUCUAGAAUCAUUUGCCCUAGCUUUUUUCAUCUCUUAAAUUAUACUUUUGGACUUUUGCAUGUGUAUUAGGGUUUCAAGGAAUUUAUUAUCUGUAUAAAGGAACCGAAUUUAUAUCUAUGAAUGUUUUCUAGUAUUCAGAAGAUUGAUGAGCUUUUGUAUGCCCUAAUGUGAGCAAAGCACAAAGGAGUUGUGGGCUUGUGCUAGGGUUUCUCUGUCCCAUGGCGAGCACUGGUGAGCCAGACCGUAAGCGCCGGCAGUUGAGCUCUAUAUCCCCCACGGCCACUGCUGCUAAGAAGCAGCCUUUUUUGCCAUUUUCGGAAGAUAAAAAGCUUGACACUGCUGUACUGCAAUAUCAAAACCAAAAGCUUGUUCAGCAGCUAGAAGCUCAGAAAGUUGAAUAUUCUUCCCUUGAGAAUAAAUUCUGUCAGCUGAAGGAGAAACAAAGUGAUUAUGAUGGCACACUACUAGUGGUUAAUAGGUCGUGGGAACAGCUGGUUGAAGACUUAGAAUCUUGUUCUCUUCGUACGAGAAACUCAGUUGGCAGCAGAAAGAAUGCAGGUCAUUCUUCAGAUGGGGCAUCAUCUCCUGCUGAGGAUGCUUUUCUGGAAAGACUCUUAGAGACGGGUGCAACAGAUAGUUGUUCUGCAAAUGACUCCCCUAAUCAUUUUGAAGAUUAUAAGCAAAUAUCUUCCGUGAAAACUACAAAUAUCUUAAGAAAUAUAGUAGCUGCUAUUAAUGACUUGUGGUUUUUUAAGGAUGGGAUUUCUGGUGCACUUCUGGAGGCAUUUGCUGAAGAUGAGCCCAGCAAACACAAGGCAUCUAUUGACUUACAGUCAGAGGUUAAGAACUUACGAAUGGCUCUAGGUGAUCUUCACUUGAAGCACAAGAAAUUGGCAAGUGAGGUACGGAGCCGUCAAGACACCAAUGCAAAGAAUAAAGCUGAAUUCAAACGUCUCACAGGAGAGUUGGAGUGUACUUUUGCAGAGUUGGGUGAAAGCAACUCUAAACUUGCAACUCUCAAAGCACAAAGGGAUGCAGCACAAAGUGCAUUCUUCCCUGUCUUAAAUGUGGGUGGUAGACAUGUUGCUGGAGAUAAGGCUAGAGAUAGGCAGAGAGAUCUGCAAGACAUGGAGGCUACACUCAAGGAGUUGUCGGACUUGACCUCAUGUCGAUUGGUCGAACUCAAGGAUCUUCACAAAGAAAGGAUAGAAAUUUUGAAGCAGCUAUCUUAUUUGCAGAACAGUUUAAAGGGCAUGAAGCAAAUCUGCUCUUCCAAUGCUUAUCUGUCUGCAAGAGAUCAGCUUGAAAAAUCAAAAGCAGAAGUGAUCCAGUAUCAGUCCUUAUUCAAGAAACUACAGGUUGAGAAAGAUAAUUUCGUAUGGUGGGAAAAAGAAGUGAACAUUAAAGUCGAUUUAGCUGAUAUUUUUCGAAGGGCCUCUGCAAUUGCUGAUUCUAGGAUGGGUGAACUGGAGAAGGAGAUACAAGAACGAGUUGAUGAAAGAAAUCUUUUUGAGGCUAGGCUAAAAGGCAUUUCUAGAGAACCAGGUAGGAAAGAAAUAAUUGCAGAAUUUAAAGCCUUGGUUUCUUCACUUCCCAAGGACAUGGGUAUUAUGCAAAGCCAACUGAAUAAGUAUAAAGAGGCUGCUUCAGAGGUUCAUUCUAUACGAGCGGAAGUUCAGUCUUUGUCCAUUUUUCUUGAUAGGAAGGUAAGCGAGCUGGAUAGUUUGUCUUGUCGAUCUGCUGACCAAGAUGCUGAGAUUCAGAAAUUGCAGGCUGUGGUCCAUGAUUUGAAGGAGAGUGAUCAGGAGCUAAAAUUAAUUCUAGAAAUGUAUAGGCGUGAAUCCACUGAUUCCAGGAAUAUUUUAGAGGCCAGGGAUCUAGAGUACAAAGCAUGGGCACAUGUUCAAAGUCUGAAAUCUUCUCUUGAUGAGCACAGCUUGGAACUCCGUGUCAAGGCAGCAAAUGAAGCUGAAGCCAUAUCUCAACAGAAGCUGGCUGCAGCGGAAGCCGAGAUUGCUGACCUGAGACAGAAGUUGGAAGCCUCUGGAAGUGAUAUAUCUAAACUUACGGAAAUACUGAAAUCUAAGCAUGAGGAAGGUGAAGCAUAUCUAUCAGAGAUAGAGUCUAUAGGUCAGGCGUAUGAAGAUAUGCAAACUCAAAACCAACACUUGCUGCAACAAAUCACGGAGAGAGACGAUUAUAACAUCAAGCUUGUUUUAGAGGGUGUAAGGGUAAGACAACUACAAGAUGCUAUGCUCAUGGAAAAACAAACCAUGGAGAGCAGAUUGCUGCAAGCAAAUGCCUCACUGGAUCUAUAUGAUCUGAAGGCUGCACGAAUUGACGAUCAGCUGAAAAUGUACUCAGAGCAGAUUCAGAAACUUGCAGAGGAUCGUUGGCAUGGUUCAGCUACUUUAGAGAAUACCCAAAAGAGAUUGACAGAUGUAAGGAAAGAGUCUCAGCAGUUAAGGAGUUCACUGGAUGAAUCGCAAUCCGAGGUUGAGAGAAGCCGAGGAAGUGUUGCAGAGCUGCAGGUAGAACUAGAGAAAGAGAGGUUUGACAAGAAAAGGGUGGAGGAAGAAUUGGAAGUUAUGGCAAGGAAAGCUGCACGUCUUAGUGCACACAAUGAGGGGUCAUCUGUUGUUGAAAAACUUCAGAAGGAAAUCAGCGAAUAUAAGGAAAUACUCAAGUGUGGUAUCUGUCAUGAUGGCCCGAAGGAGGUUGUAAUAACCAAAUGCUUCCAUCUGUUCUGCAACCCAUGCGUCCAGAGAGUCCUGGAAACUCGACAGCGGAAGUGUCCGUUAUGUGCUAUGAGUUUUGGGCCCAAUGAUGUCAAAGCUGUUUACAUAUGAGCAAAAACAUGUGCAAUGUACAGGAGAUAAUUGCCAUAAUUCCAUGUUCAUGUAGCAGGAGAUUUUGAUUUCUGGGUGGCUGCAGUUAUCUUGUUCUUCAUUGUGGUUGGGAAAUGCUGUAGAAGAGGGAAAAGUAUAUAUGGGCAGGUAAUCGGUAUAAUAUUGUUUCUUCUUUCCUCCCCACUCAUGGCAAGAUGGCUCAUAUUUGCUUGGUUGUGUGAUUCUUAGGUUGUGGAUUGUUCACAGCUUCCUGAGUUUUGCCGUAUCUGUGUAUAGUUAGUUUUCCCAUUUUAAUUCUUGGAGCCUCUGGAAUGCCUCGAGUGGUUAUUUGUAGAUCCACUUGAAUGCCGCUGCUUUCAUUGACUUUGCCCAGAUAUCCUUCCAAGGUGUGGGGUGAUCAGUUUGGUGAAUAAGAAUACCAUUGUUGAGCUCCGCCAACUGAGUCCAGAUGCAUUCUUUAUUGCAUGUUUCUUAUUGUUGUUGAUCAUAAUGGUAGGGUGUUAUAGUCCACGUGAUAGAUUGGGGUGGAUUUCUUAA